AUGAGCGCUCUCAUCCAGAUGCGUGAUUCUAAUGUUAAUAAAAUCACUGAUUUGAGUCCUAACGAAGUAUUUCCACGUGAUAAAAUAGAUAUACCAAAUAACAUAGCCUUGGCUGAUCCACUCUUUCACCUUCCGCGACCAGUAGAUGUUCUCAUUGGUUCCGGAACCACUUUAGCUUUGCUGUCAAUUGGACAAAUUAAUCGCUCACAUGAAGAUUGUGAUUUAAUUAUACAGAAAACACAACUUGGUUGGGUUGUAGCGGGGGGAGUCAAUGAGGAUAACAAUACACAACCUGUAUCAUGUCAACUUUGCGAUUUGUCAAAUCAAUUAAUUCGUUUUUGGAUAAUAGAGGACGUUAGUCCUAAAGGGUCUAGAACCUUAGAUGAUUCUCUUUGUGAGACACAUUACCAACUUAACACUACCCGAGAUGCAAGUGGGAGAUAUAUUGUGAAAUUACCCUUCAAAGUCGAGAAUGUAGAUUUUGGUAAUUCUAAACAACAAGCUUAUAAAAGAUUUCUCUCUUUACAGAGAAUAUUAAAUUUAGAUCAGCAACUUAAGAUUGAGUACAAUAAAGUAAUGCAGGAGUACAUCGACCUUAGUCAUAUGGUACUCGUGUCACAUGAUCAAGAGCCGGGCUACUAUUUACCACACCAUCCCGUCAUAAAAACAUCUAGCACUACCACCAAGGUACGCGUUGUAUUCGACGCAUCUGCAAAAUCUGAUAAAGGUAUCUCCUUGAAUAAGGUUCUGCUGACGGGGCAUACUGUACAAGAUAACUUAUUUACUAUUCUAUUACGUUUCCGUAUCUAUGUUUACGCUAUGACUUCUGAUAUUGCUCAAAUGUAUAGACAAAUCCGGGUCCAUCCAAAUCAUCAUAAAUUUCAAAGAAUUUUUCAUUAUCAUAACGACAGAAUUAGCACUUUUGAUUUACAACGAGUCACCUUUGGAGUAUCUGCUGCUCCGUUUUUGGCCACACGUACAGUAAAUCAAUUAGCUGACGACGAACGUCAUAACUUCCCAAACGCCUCGAUUGUACUUAAACGCGAUUUAUAUGUUGAUAAUUUGUUAACUGGGACUAAUUCUUUACCUGAAAUUUUGCAAUUACGUGAUGAAAUAAUUCAAUUAACGUUUGAUUUGGAUUGUGCUAUUAAUGAUGACCCUAUAUCUAAAACUCUUGGUAUUGUCUGGAACUCUUUAACUGAUGAAUUUAUCUAUACUGAUAAUUCACUUGGUUCCUUGAAAAAGAUGACUAAACGAACAAUCUUAUCAGAUAUCGCAAAAAUUUUCGAUCCACUUGGGAUUUUAGGUCCAGUAGUACUUGCUGCCAAAGCGAUGGUACAAGCAUGUUGGAAGGCUAAAGUUCAUUGGGAUGAAGCAGUACCUCAGGAAUUACACACUCGUUGGUGUAAAUUUGCUGAACAACUACCCUUAAUUAGAGAAUUCGCUGUUGAACGUAACAUUGUUAUUCCUAAUGCUAUUAAUAUCGAGAUACACGGGUUUUGUGAUGCUAGUAAAAUAGGCUACGGAGCCUGCUUAUAUGAACGUUCAAUGAACCAACAAGCACAACUACUUUCUAGAUUAUACAAAGAAGCACUUCCUUCGCUUAAUUUCACUUGUAAUAAAAUAGUCUUUUGGUCAGAUUCAACUAUUGUCUUACAAUGGCUUAAACGCUCGCCCCACACUCUUAAAGUCUUUGAAUCAAAUCGAGUUUCUGAAAUACAAUCUCUUGGGAAUGAUGUAGAAUGGCCACAUAUUAGAACUAGUGAUAAUCCUGCUGACUCUUUAUCUCGAGGUCAAUUACCGUCCGAUUUUCUUAAAAACAAAACGUGGUUUGAGGGUCCUACGUGGCUUACACAAGAUCCUAAUACGUGGCCUAUUUCUAUUCAGUCUGUUCCUUCAGAACUACCAGGUUUACGAAAAAACACCUGUCUACUAGCAUCUACCAGUGACCUCUUCCAACGCUUUUCAUCGUAUGCAACACUCAUAAAUUCUUUUUCAUUCAUUUUACGUAUGCUCAAAUCAAGUCCGUUUAAACAUAAACCGCUGAGUGUUGAAGAAAAAUCAAAAACAGAAAUUCGAAUACUUACAUUAAUUCAACAAGAACAAUUCCAUUAUGAAAUAGAACAACUUAAAGAAACUGGAGACACUAAGAAUCUAAGAUUACGUUGUCUAAAUCCUUUUAUUGAUCAAAACGGUUUGUUACGAGUAGGUUGUCGUUUAAAACACGUCCCUAUUUCAUUUUCUACAAAACAUCCCAUUUUACUGCCUUCACAUCACUAUGUUACAGACUUAAUUAUUAGAGAGACACAUAAAAAUGCAUACCACUCUGGUAUCCAAGCAACAUUAUCAAACUUACGUCAUAAAUUCUGGUUACUGGAUGGAAAAGGUCAGAUAAGGCGAGUUGUCAAAAGAUGCGUGGAAUGCAUUAGACAUCGUCCUGUGGUACUUCAAGGGAAGAUGGCUGACCUACCUAGUGCCAGAGUUACAGAAUCAGCCUCGUUUUCUCACGUGAGAGUAGACUAUUUUGGACCUUUAUUCAUAAAGAAACGAAAAUUUAGAAAUCGAACUAAGGUUAAAGUCUAUGGGUGUGUUUUUAUUUGCAUGGCCACUAAGGCGGUCCAUCUUGAGAUUGCUAGUGACCUGACUACGGAUGGCUUCCUGGGAGCUUUCGGACGGUUUAUUGGUCGCCGGGGGGUCCCGUCUCAUGUUUAUUCUGAUAAUGGUACCAAUUUUGUAGGCGCUAAUAAACAAUUACAAGAACUUUAUGCACUUUUUACAUCUAAAUCUCAUCAAAAUUUAGUCACUGAUUAUGCAGUUAGAAAAAACAUUGUUUGGAAAUUUAAUCCGACAUUAUCACCGCAUUUUAGGGGCAUUUGGGAGGCGGCAGUGAAGUCUUUCAAACAUCAUUUUAAGAGGGUGGUGAAAGAUCAACUUCCGACUUUUGAAGAAUUAAAUUCUUUAACUGUACAAAUUGAAGCUAUACUUAACUCUAGACCUUUAUGCACGCUAUCUAGCGAUCCUAAUGAUCCUAUCGCAUUAACACCUGCUCAUAUUUCAAUAGGGUGUCCUCUCACAAUGCUGCCUGAAAAUGAUUUUUCUGAUGUUGCAGACAAUCGUCUAAGCGUAUGGCAAUUCGUCACUAAGGCAAGACAAGACUUUUGGAAGCGCUGGUAUUUGGAAUACCUUCACGAGCUUCAAAUUCGUCAAAAAUGGCAUUCUACUCAAGGAGAAAUCAAACCUAACCAGAUUGUAUUGCUGAUGGACAAAAAUCAACCAUGUAUGCGAUGGGAACUGGGCGUGGUGGUCGAAAUCCACCCUGGAGACGAUGGAGUUACCCGACUAGCAUCUAUCCGAACAUCACGAGGACUUUUCAAACGGAACAUCACUCUAUUAUGUCCAUUACCUAUUAAUACCUAA
Molecule: messenger RNA, 3417 nt
Organism: Cotesia glomerata
Lineage: Eukaryota; Metazoa; Arthropoda; Insecta; Hymenoptera; Braconidae
Exons: 4
Coding region: 1-3417 (1138 amino acids)
Biological process (GO): DNA integration
Molecular function (GO): nucleic acid binding
Source: RefSeq, a predicted model, not a curated record